This is a messenger RNA of Coregonus sp. 'balchen', 37147 nucleotides long. The record is from the annotation of a GenBank genome assembly. Lineage: Eukaryota; Metazoa; Chordata; Actinopteri; Salmoniformes; Salmonidae.
GUCAGCCUGCACUGCUGGGUCUGGCUCUGGGCCGGGGCCCCUGUGUCGACCAGCUUGCCCCACGACCGCCCCGGAGGGCCCCUGGACUGGCUGCUGUCCGACAAGGGCCCCUUCCACCACUCCCAGGAGUACACAGACUUCGUUGAGAGGAACCGGCAGGGCUUCUCCACCCGCUACAAGAUAUACCGGUGAGUUGUUUAGCAGGGCUUGUACAUGGGGCAGUAUAUCCCAAACUCGGUCCUCAGGACCCCAAGGGGUGCACAUUUAGUUUUUUGCCCUAACACUACACAGCUUAUUCAAAUUAUCCAAGCUUGAUUAUUAGUUGAUUAUUUGAAUCAGCUGUGUAGUGCUAGGGCAAAAACCAACACGUGCACCCCAGGGGUCCCGAGGACCGAGUUUAGGAAACCUUGACGUAGGGGGUUUACAGGUAAACAGGUGAGUCUCAUAGCAGUGUUCUUUUCAGAGAUAUACAGAAGAGUCAGACCACAGGUAGUCUAGAUUAGGAUUAGACUGCCUACCAACGCGUUGGUACUUCAAAGCAGGCUGAAUGUUAUAUCCACUAUCAAAUUGCUAAAGCACGUUCAUUGUCAUGUGGGGCUUAAAGUCGUGGAGUAAAUACCACUGGAAGGAAGGCCUUGAAAAGAGAUGUGGAAAGUCCUCACCUCACCCCUUCUAGGAUGGUCUAGUAGAAAUCAUAAUGAAUUGAAGGAACUGUAAUUAAGUCAACUAAGGUGAAGUAAAUAAAUGGCCUUGGAGGAGGAGAGGAGGGAAAAACGUACAUUUUUAAAGCAAGUACUCUAGAAUUACAAAAUGGCACCUACUUGUGUAGCUAUUUUGGUUAUUUCUUAAUCUAUGCAUCUACUAUUUUAGCUGUUUUGUAUCUACAGUAUGCACCUAGGCACCUACAUAAUAUAGCUAUUGUGGGAAAUAGUACAGUUAAAUGAUUUGAGUGUAUCAAGGCAAUUACAAGCAAAUGGCCAUAUGCAUAUUCUGAUAUCUGUUCAGGUAAAAUAUGUUGAUUAUUGUAGUGUAGGGGGGAAAACGUAUGAUUUGUCAUAAAGUUGUACACAUUUUCACAUAUUGGCUCGUGAUAUAAAAUUAGUGGAAAGUGUGUCAUAUCCUGUCAGUUAUGGCUUGGAAAGGUAUUGAACACGCACCGGGAAACCGCAGAUGGGACUCUGACAUCUAUGGAUUUGUGCUGGGUGUUUUAUGGGCUAUGGUGAUCGGCUUCCCGCGUUAAAGCGUUUUAAUAUUUCUCCUCUGGCUAGUGGAAGCCCAUCACAGCUCUGGGGCCUGAGCUUCAUUGGCGGUAAGAUUAAUAGUCUUAUCAUGUGGCCAAGUGAUUAGUGGGCUCUUAAUACUUAUUACUCUGCAUUAUCACACAGUCCCCUGAGAGGCUACUGUCAGCUGCAAGGUUGUGUCUGAGGUGCGCUAGAUUACAACCAGCCCUUGAUUAACAAUAAUAUUAUUAAAGCCCUUUCAUUGGCUGGUAGAAAUGCUGAGCACUGUAUUUUAUGUCAUAAACCAGGUUUCCAUCCAACCUUUUUAUGUGAGUAAAGUACAUGUCGAAUAAAAAAUAUAACGAUAGGCCUGAUGGAAACAGUCGGUAAACCUUCUAAAUGUCUACAAAACAAAAUACGCUAGACAAGGUGGGAUCUUUUUGUGUCGGUAAAAUUAAUGAUGCGAGAAAUGGCGGUGGAAACACAUUUAUGUGCAAAUAUUGAUAUAAUAACCAUCAUAUCGAAGUAAACUUGGAGUCACGCGAUGAUAUGUUCUGUGAUCCUACCACUACGACUCGGGAAAGCAUGCAGUUUAUUAGUCUAUAGUUGAAAUAAGUUAUGAUGAACUUCACAGGGGUGGUGAAAGUGCACGGUGAUGAGCUUGAUGCUCCUUUCCAAUAAAUAUCGAGGGUCUUAUUCUGUUGACAUGAUGAUCGAUGCUUGGCUGCCGUUUGACAAUAAAAAUUAUUUUGCUCUUUUGUCCAUAAUAGGAAUCUCCUCAUGUAGGUAGCCUACCCGCACUGUCUGUGAGCUGUUGGCAAGAGCGCACGUGCAAAGACCAGAGUUUUAUAACCCAAAAUGUUUUGAGAUAAAACGAUCAGUCUAGAUUUUUAUCGGUACAUGGGAAUUUAAACGCAAAAGUAAUUUUUAUGUGCAUUAUGUCAUCAUGCACAGCUUUUUAUCCGCAACAAGUUAAUUUGAUGGAAACAUAUCUCUGGUGGGAAAAUGCGCAUAUAUGUUUUAUGCAUAUUUUAGAAUAUCGCCAAUUGGAUGGUAACCUAACAAAUUACUAAUUUGUAUUAAUCGACCAGACAAUAUUUGCUCUGAGAUGACAACUGCUAAUAGGGACAUCAUAGACAUAGAAUCACUUGACCAUAUUUCUAUGGGGGCAUAUAGGGAUAAUUCAAGGUAAUUGUAUCUGUUACAGGCUUUGGUCUCGUAACAGUAUCUUACAUAAGGACUGCAUCAAGUUAUACAAUGUUCCCUUAAAAUCAACAGCUUUAAUGGUACAAGACGACAGCCUACUGGGAACAGACGUCAGCUCAAUAUCUAUUCCACUUUGGUUCAGCUUAAUUCCAUUGAAAUUACGUGGAAACAACAUUGAUUCAACCAGUGUGCCCAGUGGGAGGCAACUAUACUGCAGGUUUUUACAGUAGGAGGAAAGGUAGUAAAUUAAUCCACCGCGCUUUCAAUUGUCGAACAGAUUGUUACUGAUAUCUGUUCUCAUCCCUCAAACUUCCCCAGGCGAUCUCAACACAUCAACAAUGGUUCCCAGUGACAAAACUACUAUCUAUCAAAAGCUAUCAAAUAGAAUAGAAUCCUGUAGAAUUGCUUUGCCAACUUUGCCAGACAACUUUGGUUUUACUGUGGCAUUGUGUGGUAGCCAUUUUGUAUUAAAAUGCAUGCAGGUGGUACUAAUUGUAUCUGUUAAUAUGAGAAGGUAUUGUGGCGUGCUCACAUGCAUAUAUCCAAUAUGUCCACUCUGUUGCCAAUUCCCAGUGAUAGUGGCAUUGUCAAACAGUCCACCACACAGGUUGUUUGUUUCAAAUUACCUCUCAUAUCUGACAAUCUAUUCCCUUUCCCAUUACACAUAAUUUCACAGCAAAACAGACAUGAGGAGAUGGAAAGUGACAUUAUUUUCCAGCCCAGCUUUGCUCCUGCAGAGUUUUGGAUCUCUGCUAAUUCUCAUAAUCCUCACUGACAGAGAGAAGAUGAAUUACCACAAGUGGGUGCUUCUAGUUACAAUGGCGGCAUGUUACUAUGCCAUCGUUGCAGUAAUGAAAUCGCACCAUCUCAUCCCUCUUUCAAUUUUCCACCUCUCUUCUUGAUUGAAUUUGAAAGAAUUUUAAUGCGUCCUCCAACAGGAAAUGGAGGCUGUUUUCCUGUUUGGGGAAUCACUCAGUGUUUUGGCGAGUGCUACAGCGUUUCCCUCAGUCAACAUGAGUAGAGAUGGGGUGCCGCUGCACCACCUGUCCUAGGCAACCAUUGCCAAAUGACAGUUGCCAUAGACACCAGGGUGUAGGAAACUGUAGGCUACGCUUGUGUAGCUCUCGUGUUUUUGACAUAUUGGAUUUGAGUAACAUAAGUGAGUGUUGGAGCCAAAUCGCAUAGAGAAGUUCACAGGAUGAAUGCCGUAUUUCUGUACGGCUGCAAUGCAUCAUAUUUGAGAAUGUAUUUUGGAAACCUUAAAAAGGCCUUGAUCGGUGUUACAGUUGCCUUCUUAUUCCAUACUCAGAGAAAAGCAAUGUAUCCCAGUUCUCUGAAAUCUCCAUUACCAGAAAUAGUCCAACAGAGAGAUGUGUGAAAAUGAAUUAAUGAUAUCUCAAAUGAAACCAAGGUAGCUACGUACAGCAGUGGAGGCUGCUGAGGGGAGGACGGCUCAUAAUAAUGGCUGGAACGGAGCAAAUGGAAUGGCAUGUGUUUGAUGUAUUUGAUACCAUUCCACUUAUUCUGCUCCAGCCAUUACCACGAGCCUGUCCUCCCCAAUUAAGGUGCCCCCAACCUCAUGUGACGUACAGUGAUGAGAGACAGAUAAGAAGACUAGCUGCAUGGUGUAGUCUAAGGAAAGACUGCAGAACCCCGAAAACUGCUGCCGUAUGGCGGGUUUAAGAUAAGACAAGCCCAGCUUAUCACAGUCAACGAUAACUGGAGAAACGAACGACAGAAUGGAUUUGAGGCUACACUUUCCUUACCUGUUCCCUUGCUCCCUCGCUCCUCUCAGUCUCCUCUCUCUCCUCUCUCUCUAUCUCUCUCUCUCCUCUCUCGCUCUCCUCUCUCCCUCUCUCCUCUCUCUCUCUCCUCUCUCUCUCUCUCAUCUCCCCUUUCUCUCUCCUCUCUUGCUCCUUUCUCGCUCCUUACGUGCAAUGCCUUUGAACUGCCGAUGCUCAGCUCUCAUAUAGCAAAGCAAGGUAGAACUGGUGAGGAAUGCUAUGGUGGCCCAGUUGAAGAGGUAAUUUAUAUGUAUGGAGUGAAAAGAGGUCAGGAUUUAUGGUUAUGCUAGUUGUAAGUGACCGACAAAUUACUCAAGGGACAUGUCUAAAAGUAGGAGUAUAUGAGUGUGCAUACAUUCAUUACUCUGUAUGUUUCAUAUAUGGAUUUCAGAAAGCUUUCCCAUAAGUGGAUUAGGCACACUAACAUCACACAAAUUAAACUAAUUGCUACAUUUUCACUAGCUGUAUGAGAGCAGACAAUUUUCCACAUUGCCCUAUAUGAUCCUUAAGAAGAAGCUUUUCAUCAUUACUCCUACUUUAAUGUGAUAUAUCUCCUAUCAAAAGCCACCCCCCUCCUCCAUCCAUCACCUACAGCACAGGUUGGCCAACCUAUUCUGAUUACAGCAGACAAGCCUCCAAUUCACAGCACAGUGCAUCAUUUAGUGGUAACUCGCACCUGUGAGGUUAGUUAGAGAGUGUGUGUGUGUUUGUGUGUGUUGGAGAAAAGAGAAAUACAUAUGGUGAUAGGAGAGAGAGAGAGAGAGAGAGAGAGAGAGAGAGAGAGAGAGAGAGAGAGAGAGAGAGGGGGGGGGGGGCAGAAAGGAUUUAAAAAACAGGCAAGAAGAAAGGCCUGAGCUUUCUAUAUCCAGCAUCAGGAUGUAAAACAUUGCACAUCAUUUCUUCUACAUUACAUUGCUUCUAGUGUAGCCUCCAGCUAACUGACUCAGACAGAGCAUGUUAAUUUCGACCCACCUCACAGAAAUAUUAUCUGAACCUGUCAGAGCCAAUUAAAACCGAACCAGCGUUUAGAUACUGUAAUUAUUUAAACACAGGGGAUUACCGCAAAAAAAGUAUUUCAAGGCGUAACAAUGCUCCCGUCUUUAAGGUUGCAUACAGAAUAACUUAGUAAUGUUUGUCAAUGUAAACAGAAGAUGUCAAAGCUACAGACACUGAUGAGAAAUCAGAACUUUACAGCUGCCUCCAGCAUUUCCUUUCCUUUCUGUCGCUUUACUUUCUUUCCUCAUUAUGAGUUGUAUUGAGUGUCAGAGAUCCGCCGCUGUCUAUGGGUUUCUCUGUCAAUGCACAUUUCGAUGAUGAUGUGUUUAUUAAGGAGAGCACCUGUCAGCUGCACACUUUGAGAGCAUUCUCCUCCCCAGCUACAUUCAUCUUCCAAAUGGUACCUGCUCUGGAUCUCUCUGUCCAUCUCUCUCUCUCUCUCUCUCUCUCUCUCCCAUCUCUCCAUCAGAACUUCAAGCUAAGGAUGCAGUGAGGAGGUGCGGUUGAUGGAUGCCCCCGUUAACUCACCCCUCCCCGACCCUUCUGCCAGACAGACAGGACAGAACGACAGAAAACCAUUAAUACCAUCACAUCAUCAGUGAGCCUUAUUUACCAAACAGUUUUCAAUGGCGUUUAAAGUCUUCUCCUUUCCAGAGAGUUUGGGAGAUGGAAGGUGAAUAACCUGGCUGUUGAGAGGAGAGACUUCCUGGAGUCGUCGUUGCCCCUGACGCCAGAGUUCAUCCGUAACAUCCGUCUCCUGGGUCGGAGACCCACCACCCAGCUCAUCACUGAUAACCUGAUAAGGAAGUAUGGGACACACUUCCUGCUGUCGGCCACGCUGGGAGGUAAACACACCACUGUGUCUAAAAUGGCACCCUAUUCCCUAUAUAGUGCACUAAGUUUGAACAGGGGACUCUGUGGGAAUGAUGGAGUAGGUCAGGAGUUGUUUUUGAUUUAACCAACCUGGAAGACCAGGUGUGUGGAAUUUAGUCAAUCACUGAACUGAUCAAUUAGCUAAAAAUCCUGCAGUACCUGCGGCACACGAGGAACAGGGUUGCUUACCCCUGGAGUAGGUAGUAGGAGUUGACCCCUAUUCACUGAUACAGGGUCAUAUUUUUUCGUCCCCCUAAUGGUUAGUAUAAGGGGGUAUGGUAGUCUAAUAAUCUGUCAGUUAUCUGUUUUUGUGAAGUCCCAAUACCACCAAAAUGCUGAUGUUAAUUCUACUGAGGGAAGGACAUGUGCAUGACUUCUAGGCCAAUAUUGGUACAGCAGCCUAUAUGAAUUUAGUAGAAUACCUUUCACAAAUAUGUUUUUGUCUACAUCAAAUCAAACCAAAUGUUAUUUGUCACAUGCGCCGAAUACAAUAGGUGUAGACCUCACCGUGAAAUGCUUACUUACAAGCCCUCAACCAACAAUGCAGUUCAAGAAAUAGAGUUAAGAAAAUAUUUGCUAAAUAAACUAAAGUAAAAAAUAAAAUAAAAAGUAACACAAUAAGAUUACAUAACAAUAACGAGGCUACAUACAGGGGGUACCGGUACCGUGUCAAUGUGCGGGGGUACAGGUUAGUCGAGGUAAUUUGUACAUGUAGGUAGGGGUAAAGUGACUAUGCAUAGACAAUAAACAGCGAGUAGCAGCAGUGUAAAAACAAAUAGGGGUGGGGGGGGGGGGGGGGUCAAUGUAAAUAGUCCGGGUGGCCAUUUGAUUAAUUGUUCAGCCGUCUUAUGGCUUGGGGGUAGAAGCUGUUAAGGAGUCUUUUGGACCUAGACUUGGCGCUCUGGUACCGCUUGCCGUGCGGUAGCAGAGAGAACAGUCUAUGACUUGGGUGACUGGAUUCUUUGACAAUUUUUGACACUGCCUAGUAUGUAGGUCCUGGAUGGCAGGAAGCUUGGCCCCAGUGAUAUAUUGGGCCGUACGCACUACCCUCUGUAGUGUCAUACUGUCGGAUGCCGAGCAGUUGCAGUACCAGGCAGUGAUGCAACUGGUCAGGAUGCUCAUGAUCGUGCAGCUGUAUAACUUUUUGAGGAUCUGGGGACCCAUGCCAAAUCUUGGGGGGAAAAGGUGUUGUCGUGGCCCUCUUCACUACUGUUUUGGUGUGUUUGGACCAGGAUAGUUUGUUGGUGAUAUGGACACCAAUGAACUUGAAACUCUCGAACACUCCACUACAGCCCGUCAAUGUUAAUGGGGGCCUGUUCGGCCCUCCUUUUCCUGUAUUCCACCAUCAUCUCCUUUGUCUUGUUCACAUUGAGGGAGAGGUUGUUGUCCUGGCACCACACUGCCAGGUCUCUGACCUCCUCCCUGUAGGCUGUCUCAUCGUUGUCGGUGAUCAGGCCUACAAUCUGGCCCCGCGGCCUUGUGAAUGACCAGUUUAAAGGUCUUGCUCACAUCGGCUACGGAAUGCGUGAUCACACAGUCGUCUGGAAUAGCUGGUGCUCUCAUGCAUGCUUCAGUUUGGUUGCCUCGAAGCGAGCAUAAAAGGGAUUUAGCUCGUCUCGUAGGCUCGCAUCACUGGGCAGCUCGCGGCUGGGUUUCCCUUUGUAGUCCAUAAUAGUUUGCAAGCCCUGCCACAUCCGACGAGCGUCAGAGCCAGUGUAGUAGGAUUCAAUCUUAGUCCUGUAUUGACGCUUUGCCUGUUUGAUGGUUCUUCGGAGGGCAUAGCGGAAUUUCUUAUAAGCGUCCGGAUUAGUGUCCCGCUCCUUGAAAGCGGCAGCUCUAGCCUUUAGCAUGGUCGGAUGUUGCCUGUAAUCAAUGGCUUCUGGUUGGGAUAUGUACGUACGGUCACUGUGGGGACGACGUCGUCGAUGCACUUAUUGAUGAAGCCGGAGACUGAGGUGGUAUACUCCUCAAUGCCAUUGGAUGAAUCACGGAACAUAUUCCAGUCUGUGCUAGCAAAACAGUCCUGUAGCAUAGCAUCCGCGUCAUCUGACCACUUCCGUAUUGAGCGAGUCACCGGUACUUCCUGCUUUAGUUUUUCCUUGUAAGCAGGAAUCAGGAGGAUAAAAUUAUGGUCAGAUUUGCCAAAUGGAGGGUGAGGGAGAGCUUUGUAUGCAUCUCUGUGUGUGGAGUAAAAGUGGUCUAGAGUUUUUUUUCCUCUGGUUGCACAUGUGACAUGCUGGUAGAAAUGAGGCAAAACAGAUUUAAGUUUGUCUGCAUUAAAGUCCCCGGCCACUAGGAGCGCCGCUUCUGGAUGAGCAUUUUCUUGUUUGCUUAUGGCCUUAUACACCUCGUUGAGUGCAGUCUUAGUGUAAGCAUCGGUUUGUGGUGGUAAAUAGAUGGCUACGAAUAAUAUAGAGGUACUCUACCUCAGGCGAGCAAUACCUCGAGAUUUCUUUAAAAUUAGACAUCGCGCACCAGCUGUUAUUGACAAAUAGACACACACCCCCGCCCCUCGUCUUACCAGACGUAGCUGCUCUGUCCUGCCGAUGCACGGAAAUCCCAGCCAGCUCUAUAUUAUCUGUGUCGUCGUUUAGCCACGACUCGGUGAAACAUAAGAUAUUACCUUUUUUAAUGUCCCGUUGGUAGGAUAGUUUACACCAUAGAUCAUCCAGUUUGUUUUCUGGUGAUUGCACGUUGGCCAAUAAAACCGAUGGUAGUGGCGAUUUACUCACUCGCCUACGAAUGCUCACAAGGGACCCCGACCUUUUCCCCUUGUAUCUCUGUCUUUUCUUCACGCGAAUGACGGGAAUUUGGGCCUGGUCUCCGGGAAGCAGUAUAUCCUUCGCGUCGGACUCAUUAAAGAAAACAUCUUUGUCCAGUUCGUGGUGAGUAAUCGCUGUUCUGAUGUCUAGAAGCUCUUUUCGGUCAUAAGAGAUGGUAGCAGCAACUUUAUGUACAAAAUAAGUUACAAACAAUGCGAAAGAACAAACAAAAUAGCACAGUUGGUUAGGAGCCCGUAAAAUGGCAGCCAUCCCCACCGGCGCCAUUAUAAUAAUGACAGCCCAUGUAAAAACCUCAGUACAUGUACAUGUACUGUAUAACCCUCAGCUACACAGUCAUUCCCCAGUGCUUUUGAUAGGCAUGUGGACAACGCCGUGAGGGUGGUUGCUCUUAACAGAAGAGAAGCUCAUUUCAGCUAUAAAGCCCUGUGCAUGUCGGGGAAAGCAAGGGAAUGGGUUUCCUGUUGGAAAGCAACACUUGUCGAUUACCUCAGCCGGGCUCAUGGAAAGGUCGCAGUUAUGAGUGGCCACGCACCCACCCACACACACACACACACACACACACACACACACACACACACACACACACACACACACACACACACACACACACACAGCUGCACCAGCUGAUGCGAUGCAACCUCAAUGCUCUUGCACACAACCAAUUCAGAGUAGUUCUGUUUGAGGAGAGGAAGAUGAGGAGCUGUUGCUUGGCCAUGAGCCAGAGAUGUGCUGCUGGCUGCUGAAUGGGGUUAUAAAUGGAUAAAUUACAUGGGGAUUUAAGGGCCCCUUUCUGUAGCGGAGGAAGAACACAAAACACAGACUACCAUUGAUGAUAUGAUACCCUGCCUUAUGGUUGAAUCUGGAUGUAUAUUUGUUCAUAUUCUACCAAAUAGCACAUGGUUAAUAGUAAUAAUAGCUGGCAGUGAAUAAUACACUAUAUUAUUCCUAUUGUUUGCCUUACUACUAAAACUGGGUAGCUGUUGAUGAUAUAGUUCAGAGACACUCUAAAUAAUGUAAACUGACAUUUGUAUAGAUUAUUAAAACCAUGUUAGCCAGCAAACGUUCUCCCAACAGUUGAAAAAAAAGACUGUUUAAACAGCGUCAGCAAACAUUGUCGUAACACUGUCUUUCUGUUUGCAGGGGAAGAGGCCUUAACGAUAUUUGUGGACAAGAGGAAGCUGAGUAAGAAGGCGGAGGUGAGCGACUACUCUGGCUCUGGCAACUCGUCCAGCGUAACUCUGGAGGCCCUGCACCAGCUGGCUGCCUCCUACUUCAUAGACAGAGAGAGCACCCUGCGCAAGCUGCACCACAUCCAGAUAGCAUCCACAGCCAUUAAGGUACACACACAAACACACACACACACACACACACACACAAGCACACACCAGACACACACACACACAAACGCUCACACUCCGCACACACAUACACACAUGCACACAUGCACACACACUGACCUUCCAUCAAACUUGAAACUUCAUGCAAUCAGACUUGUUCAAGUGGAGCAGCACAGUUGGUUAGCUGAUUAGAGAUCCUGGAAUGCCCCUUGUAAGAAGUGUCAGCUUGUCAGGUUGUGAAGAGACAGGAGUGUUGAUCAGUAGGUGGUGGAUUUCCAGGGCCAGGCAUUGACAUAGCUCAUCUGAACUGAGUAGGUGUUGGGAUGAAUGUGAUGACAUACAGGACAUACCAGUAGGUUACUGCAAUGUUGUGUGAAUAAAGAAAGUGAUAUAAAUACCUCAUUUUACAUGACAUUUUAGUCAUUUAGCAGACGCUCUUAUCCAGAGCGACUUACAGUUAGUGAGUGCAUACAUUUUCAUACUUGCACUGUUAGUGCAACAUUUCGACAGGAUGGAUUUUGUCAGGCUGAACUAAAGCGUGCAAAUGUUUAUGUUUCUUUAUUAUGCCUUUUUUUCCCCUGCACCUGGAAAGUUGUUGGAUGUGCACACACCCCUUUUGAAAAUAGGAAAGUGAACCUUUCAGAUCCUUCAUGUUGCUAUAUAGUGACAGUCACAUCUGUGUGUGGCAUCCGGCCCCUCUGAAUUUGUCGGAGCAAACUAUGAAUAACAACUAUCAAAGCUCUGUACUCCCUCAACCACAAGGCUGUGUGGGAGGUCGGACAUUUCUAUCACAGCAGAGGUAUCUAGUCACUACUCAGAAAGCAAGACGUGCUGCUUUGUCUGUUCUGUUGGGAGUAACUUUUGUAGUGUGUGUGUAUGUGUGGGUGUGUGUGUGAGCGCCAGCUUUAAUGUUUCAAAGGCAGAGAUGUGUUGAGAGUGACAGGUGAGAGCAGAGAGGCAGAGAGGUUGAGCAGCUCCAUCAGUGAAGCAGAGUGAAUCACAGAGAGGGAUGGAGGGAGGGAGGCGGUGGAGGGAUUCUUCAGCACACGCAUCAUUUCCACAGGGCGUCAACCCCCGCGCCACCGGAACAGACACAACCAAGAGCUCCACCAUGUGAAUGUGAAUUGGACGGGGGAAGGUGGAGGAUAGCAGAUGAGGCUGCCGAUGCAUCCGCUGCCUCUCCCCAUGGCCGUAUAGAGGAAAAAUGUGGGAGCUAAUUUCAGUGGAAAAGUCUGUUAGUGCUCUGGUGUGCUGGGGGUUUGCUGUGGAAAUCAUCUCCCUCUUAAAGAGGUCACGGUGCGGCCUGCUACCUCGCUACCUCUGUUCAGAGAAGGUUGUUGCUAUAACGAGUAAUGACUCAAGCUGUUACCAGAGCGGCAGGGAUCAUUUUUGUUAUGAUUUGACAAUUUCCCUGAUGUUGAUAUCCCCACCUAACCAAUGCGAUGGUUGGCAGUGUGUCUGCAGAAUGAUGAACAAUGAUAGAAAGUUUCUCAGCAGUGGGGCUCUCACAACACUGUGUGGAUUCAUAUUUAUUUCCACUCAGACAGUCCCAGUAUUGGAUUAUGUUCCCAUUAUGGCAAAAUUGCAUUUUUUUACGUUUCCACCCCGGUACUCAAUCGAUUGUUGUCUGAGUUAUCACAGGGGCACUGUAUCCAGCAGUCUUAAAGCUACAAUCUGUACUUUUCAUUUCCAGUCUAAAGUCCUGCCCCUCCACUUGCCAAUGUAACUGCCACUGAGUUACCACAUCAUUUAAAUAACUGCCUUUUAACUAAUCUCUUCCUCCUGUUUUCUUCAUCUAACUAUCAUAGACAUAUUACGUAUGUACAGUACUAUCUUAAUUUGACCAGUUUCUCAGCUGGAAAUGAAUCCUGCAGCAACAGGACAUUUGAAUUAUUAUGUCCAUUAUAAUGCAUGGCCAUUUUUGUAGGUGUUGAUGCAUUUUUAGUUAGGAUAAAUCAAGUCUGACAUUUUAAAGUGGAAAUUACAAACUUUAGAAGCAUUUUUAAACCUCGAAUACACUACAAUUAGCAUUUCUCUGCAACAACAGAGCAUUUCUCCGCGUCAACACAGUGAUCAAAUUAAGAUAGUACACCUGUAUAUCAAUCCUUUCACCCUAGUGGUCAUGAAGAAAAGCAGAAGCAGAGAAGAAGGAAAAUAAGCUUAACUGAGACUACUGGAACACAGUCUCUCUCUGUGUUCCAUGUGAAACCCCUCCAGCAGCAGCAGCAUAUAGAUACAGGUGGCCAAUAAUGUGCCAUUAAGCAUUUUGUAAUAUACCAGAAUGUAUCUGCAAUGCAAAGCAGCUGCUAUCCAUAGAGGAAAUUGAAUGUCGUGCUCAUCAGUCAACGUUGUGCCAUAUGGGCUAUCAUAUGGCAUAUCAAAUAAUGCUCUGUAUAGAUUCAAUAUUCAAGUGUCCCGAAACUCUGCGUUGUUCCUCAUUUCCUCACAGUCUUAUCAGCAGUAAAAUCCCAUUUUAAGGAAAUUUGUGAUUUACAAUGUGCUGUUAAUAAUAAUGGCAAAGUCAUUGCACACAGAUGGUCUCCCCUCUCUCUGAUUUACACAUUCUAUUCAUUUUCCCAGACACCCAGAUUUUGCUCAGUUCAGGGUUUGAUUGAAAAGCUCCAGAAGUUUCACCCUACACAGCAUUAGCCUCAGGUCUCUCUUUAGUCUUUCCCUCUAUCAGCACUUUGGGACUGUGUUUGAUUGUGUAACUGAUGGAUUGACCCUUGAUUUCUAGCCACAUCCAUCUGUCUCUCCGCCACUAACUGUCCUGUGACAGGCUAGACCUGGACACGUCUCUGGGCUGACGACACUGUCCCACUCCUACAAAGAGAGAAAAAUGGCAAUCAAUUAGGAGCUUUCUAUCAACAGAAGAGGACUGGAAAGAGAUUUCAUGUUGCAAGCGAGUGAGAAUGGAAAGGAUGGCAGAGACAGUUUGCCAGGGAAAGGUCAAGAGAAAUGGCUCAGUUAAUACGACAGAAAAUACCUGCCAUGGCUGUGUUGUUAGAAGCUCUCCUUCAACACCACUCUGAUGUUUCUCUCUUUUUUGAGUGGGAGAGAAUAAGAACAACACCGCUGCCAUUUUCUCUGCGGGUGCAUAAGAAUACCUGUAACAAAGGAAUGUAUGUAAUCGAUUAAAGGCCCAGUGCAGUAAAAAACAUGUGUUUCCUGUGUUUUAUAUAUAUUUCCACACUAUGAGGUUGGAAUAAUACUGUGAAAUUGUGAAAAUGAUGAUAGUGCCCUUUUAGUGUAAGAACUGUUUGAAAAGCGCCUGCAAUAUCAGCCUCUUUUGGUGGGAUAGAGGUUUGGCUGCCUGGUGACAUCACCAGGCGGUAAAUAAAUUAAUAGACCAAUAAGAAAGAAAGUUCCAUACCUCUCUGCCAAUAACAGCUAGUUUUCUGUUUUUCCCUCCCUACUCAGAACACUCCCAGACAGGCCCAGCAAAAUUAUUGCUUGAGAAAUUGCUUUUUACUAAGAAGCUAUUUUUGUUUAUUGUUUUACCAUUUUAAUUGAAAACAAUCAAAGUAACUUAAUUGUUACCCAGAAAUGAUUUGAUAUUGAGAUAAAAUGGCUGCAUUGGUCCUUUAAGUAUUGCAUGUGGGUGUAAGGAAGGAGAGAGAGAGAGCAGAGGAGAGGAGAGGGCGUACUGUACAGUCGUGGUCAAAAGUUUUGAGAAUGACACAAAUACUAAUUCUGCUGCCUCAGUUUUGAUGAUGGCAAUUUGCAUAUACUCCAGAAUGUCAUGAAGAGUGAUCAGAUGAAUUGCAAUUAAUUGCAAAGUCCCUCUUUGCCAUGAAAAUGAACUUAGUCCAAAAUAAACAUUUCCACUGCAUUUCAGCCCUGCCACAAAAGGACCAGCUGCCAUCAUGUCAGUGAUUCUCUCGUUAACACAGGUGAGAGUGUUGAAGAGGACAAGGCUGGAGAUCACUCUGUCAUGCUGAUUGAGUUAGAAUAACAGACUAGAAGCUUUAAAAGGAGGGUGGUGAUUGAAAUCAUUGUUCUUCCUCUGUUAACCAUGGUUACCUGCAAGGAAACACGUGCCGUCAUCAUUGCUUUGCACAAAAAUGGCUUCACAGGCAAGGAUAUUGCUGCUAGUAAGAUUGCACCUAAAUCAACCAUUUAUCGGAUCAUCAAGAACUUCAAGGAGAGAGGUUCAAUUGUUGUGAAGAAGCUUCAGGGCGCCCAAGAAAGUCCAGCAAGCGCCAGGACCGUCUCCUAAAGUUGAUUCAGCUGCGGGAUCGGGGCACCACCAGUGCAGAGCUUGCUCAGGAAUGGCAGCAGGCAGGUGUGAGUGCAUCUGCACGGACACAGUGAGGCGAAGACUUUUGGAGGAUGGCCUGGUGUCAAGAAGGGCAGCGAGGAAGCCACUUCUCUCCAGGAAAAACAUCAGGGACAGACUGAUAUUCUGCAAAAGGUACAGGGAUUGGACUGCUGAGGACUGGGGUAAAGUCAUUUUCUCUGAUGAUUCCCCUUUCCGAUUGUUUGGGGCAUACGGAAAACACCUUAUCUGGAGAAGACAAGGUGAGCGCUACCAUCAGUCCUGUGUCAUGCCAACAGUAAAGCAUCCUGAGACCAUUCAUGUGUGGGGUUGCUUCUCAGCCAAGGGAGUGGGCUCACUCACAAUUUUGCCUAAGAACACAGCCAUGAAUAAAGAAUUGUACCAACACAUCCUCUGAGAGCAACUUCUCCCAACCAUCCAAGAACAGUUUGGUGAUGACCAAUGCCUUUUCCAGCAUGAUGGAGCACCUUGCCAUAAGGCAAAAGUGAUAACUAAGUAGCUCGGGGAACAAAACAUCAACAUUUUGGGUCCAUGGCCAUGAAACUCCCCAGACCUUAAUCCCAUUGAGAACUUGUGGUCGAUCCUCAAGAGGCGGGUGGACAAACAAAACCCCACAAAUUCUGACAAACUCCAAGUAUUGAUUAUGCAAGAAUGGGCUGCCAUCAGUCAGGAUGUGGCCCAGAAGUUAAUUGACAGCAUGCCAGGGUGGAUUGCAGAGGUCUUGAAAAAGAAGGGUCAACACUGCAAAUAUUGACUCUUUGCAUAAACUUAAUGUAAUUGUCAAUAAAAGCCUUUGACACUUAUGGAAUGCUUGUAAUUAUACUUCAGUAUACCAUAGUAACAUCUGACAAAAAUAUCUCAUAACACUGAAGCAGCUAACUUUGUGAAGACCAAUACUUGUGUUUUGACCACGACUGUACAUAAAGUUGAAGUCGGAAGUUUACAUACACUUAGGUUGGAGUCAUUAAAACUCGUUUUUCAACCACUCCACAAAUGUCUUGUUAACAAACUAUAGUUUUGGCAAGUCGGUUAGGACAUCUACUUUGUGCAUGACACAAAUCAUUUUUCCAACAAUUGUUUACAGACAUAUUAUUUCACUUAUAAUUCACUGUAUCACAAUUCCAGUGGGUCAGAAGUUUACAUACACUAAGUUGACUGUGCCUUUAAAGAGCUUGGAAAAUUCCAGAAAAUGAUGUCAUGACUUUAGAAGCUUCUGAUAGGCUAAUUGACAUCAUUUGAGUCAAUUGGAGGUGUACCUGUGGAUGUAUUUCAAGGCCUACCUUCAAACUCAGUGCCUCUUUGUUUGACAUCAUGGGAAAAUCAAAAGAAAUCAGCCAAGACCUCAGAAAAAAAAGUGUUCAUCCUUGGGAGCAAUUUCCAAACGCCUGAAGGUACCACGUUCAUUUGUACAAACAAUGGUACGCAAGUAUAAACACCAUGGGACCACGCAGCCAUCAUACCGCUCAGGAAGGAGACGCGUUCUGUCUCCUAGAGAUGAACGUACUUUGGUGCGAAAAGUGCAAAUCAAUCCCAGAACAACAGCAAAGGACCUUGUGAAGAUGCUGGAGGAAACAGGUACAAAAGUAUCUAUAUCCACAGUAAAACAUGUCCUAUAUCUACAUAUACAGCAAGGAAGAAGCCACUGUUCCAAAUCUGCCAUAAAAAAGCCAGACUACGGUUUGCAACUGCACAUGGGGACAAAGAUCUUACUUUUUGGAGAAAUGUCCUCUGGUCUGGUGAAACAAAAAUAUAACUGUUUUGCCAUAAUGACCAUCGUUAUGUUUGGAGGAAAAAGUGGGGGCUUUUAAGCCGAAGAACACCAUCCAAACGUGAAGCACGGGGGUGGCAGCAUCAUGCUGUGGGGGUGCUUUGCUGCAGGAGGGACUGGUGCACUUCACAAAACAGAUGGCAUCAUGAGGAAGGAAAAUUAUGUGGAUAUAUUGAAGCAACAUCUCAAGACAUCAGUCAGGAAGUUAAAGCUUGGUCGCAAAUGGGUCUUCCAAAUGGACAAUGACCCUAAGCAUACUUCCAAAGUUGUGGCAAAAUGGCUUAAGGACAACAAAGUCAAGGUAUUGGAGUGGCCAUCACAAAGCCCUGACCUCAAUCCUAUAGAAAAUGUGUUGGCAGAACUGAAAAAGCGGGUCUGAGCAAGGAGGCCUACAAACCUGACUCAGUUACACCAGCUCUGUCAGGAGGAAUGGGCCAAAAUUCACCCAAUUUAUUGUGGAAAUCUUGUGGAAGGCUACCCAAAACGUUUGACCCAAGUUAAGCAAUUUAAAGGCAAUCCUACCAAAUACUAAUUGAGUGUAUGUAAACUUCUGACCCACUGGGAACGUGAUGAAAGAAAUAAAAGCUGAAAUAAAUCAUUCUCUCUCCUAUUAUUCUGACAUUUCACAUUCUAAAGUGGUGAUCCUAACUGUCUUAAGACAGGGAAUUUUUACUAGGACUAAAUGUCAGGAAUUGUGAAAAACUGAGUUUAAAUGUAUUUGGCUAAGGUGUAUGUAAACUUCCGACUUCAACUGUAUACUCUACCACUGUGCAAUGUUCUGUGUCUCUCUGCUAGCCGUGCUUCAGUAUCUACUCAGAGCUGUGGGUGAUGGUCAUUGAAGGGCCUGUGUAAUGCAUGUAAUAGGGGCUCAGCUCUGACUCAUAGAGCACAGGAAGCAGGAACCCAUGGCUGAACACUCAUCUCACCAGGGAACACACAUUCCCAUCACUUCAUUGCUUUUCCCAAGCAGAGGGCAGCCACUCUCAGAAGUGUUUCUUUUGGCAUUAUGUGUCUCAUACAGAAGUACUGUAGAAGUAGCAGUAUUUUAUUUUUUUGUAUUUUCUGUUUGAUAUUUCAUGUUGGCUUACUAAUGUCUAUCACCGUACGGCAAAGCAUACACAUGAAUCCCAGGCCAAGAGUGGGUGUAAGAUUGCCAGGAUGUCAAUUCAAAGGAAAUGCAUGAUGCAUAAAUAUGUAUUUGUCAUUCUUACGUUGCUCUGAUGUUAAAAGGAAUGUGUAUUCAAAGCAUUGUGUGUUUAAUGUUGCCCAGGUAACAGAGACCCGGACAGGCCCUCUCGGAUGCAGUAACUAUGACAACCUUGAUUCUGUCAGCUCUGUACUGGUUCAGAGUCCGGAAAACAAAGUCCACUUGCAAGGUCUGUUUCUUUUUGAUUCAUACCACUAUAUUGCAUUUGAAUGUCAGAACUUUGAUUACGCAUUCCUGUUAUGCAAAUCCUACACACCAUUGUCCACAAUGUUACAAGAAAUAAGAACAUGUGAAAUAUGUUUAAGGUUUAUAGCACUCCCUAUCAUAAAUUCCCAUACAAUAGCAUCUUCGAAGAGAUCCACACAUAACUUGACAACGCUUGUAGUGAAUAAAAUACCGUUUGGACCAUCAUUGUUCUGCUCUUACAUUGUUAGUGUACCAAGGCUAACAACUACACUUGAACUGCCUUGUGAUUCACCCACUAUAAAUCACUUGUUGCUAUCCUCUCAUACAGUACCAGAACUGGACACUUUGAUGGUGGUACUAAAUCCAGGCUGUGUUGUGUUGUUUUACAGGCCUGCAGGUUAUCCUGCCAGACUACCUGAGGGACAGUUUUGUCCAAGCUGCUCUAAGCUACAUCGCCUGUAACGGGGAGGGGGGCUUUGUCUGUAAGGACAAUGACUGCUGGUGCAAGUGUGACCCCAAGUUCCCAGAAUGCAACUGUCCCUACAUGGACAUCCAAGCCAUGGAGGACAGCCUACAAAGGAUCACUGAGACCUGGGCGACACUCUACAAGGAGUUUGAGGAUUCAGGUGAGGACAAAUUGGCUCUAGAACUUUUCUCAUUUAUUUUUAUAUCUCUGGUAGACAAACACGCCUUAGAGAUAAAAAUAGAACAAAUCCUUGGUUCUCUAUUGAACUUUCAGAUCUCAUUAUAAUGAGAAAUCAGGCUUGGGCCAAGGCUAGAAAACUGACUUGGUAGCGGAUUGGCAGCGUUUCAGGCAAUUGAGAAAUAUAUGUACUUCCACAAUAAAGAAAGCUAAAUCAAGCUACUUUUUAAGUUCUAUCUCAGACUUUGCUGGUGAUCUGUCAAAAUGUUGGAAAACAGUUCAUGCACUGAAGCGUGGAAAUUCCUGUCCUUCCCUGCAAGUUGUGUCAGACUCUGGCAUCAUUACUGAGAAAAAUUUGAUAAGUGAUGCUUUUAAUCAGCAUUUUAUCUCGGCAGGCUUUUUAUUUGAAAUAAAUUGUGAUUUAAUUGAGCCUGGUCGGUCAGCAAUCAGUCAAUUGAAAUAAAUUAAUUAGGCCCUAAUCUAUGGAUUUCACAUGACUGUGAAUACAGAUAUGCAUCUGUUGGUCACAGAUACCUUAAAAAAAGGUAAGGGCGUGGAUCAGAAAACCAAUCAGUAUCUGGUGUGACCACCAUUUGCCUCAUGCAGCGUGACACAUCUCCUUCGCAUAGAGUUGAUCAGGCUGUUGAGUGUGGCCUGUGGAAUGUUGUCCAACUCCUCAUCAAUGGCUGUGCGAAGUUGCUGGGUAUUGGCGGGAACUGGAACACGCUGUCGUAUACGUUCAUCCAGAGCAUCCGAAACAUGCUCAAUGGGUGACAUGUCUGGUGAGUAUGCAGGUCAUGGAAGAACUGGGACAUUAUCAGCUUCCAGGAAUCGUGUACAGAUCCUUGCAACAUGGGGCUGUGCAUUAUCAUGCUGGAACGUGAGGUGAUGGCGGCGGAUGAAUGGCACGAUAAUGGGCCUCAGGAUCUCAUCACGGUAUCUCUGUGCAUUCAAAUUGCCAUCGAUAAAAUGCAAUUGUGUUCGUUGUCCAUAGUUUAUGCCUACCCAUACCAUAACCCUACCGCCACCAUGGAGUACUCUGUUCACAACGUUGACACCAGCAAACUGCUCACCCACACGACGCCAUACACCAUAAACCAGGAUUUCCCAAACUCGGUCCUCGGGACCACAAGGUGUUUUGGUUUUUGCCCUAGCACUACACAGCUGAUUCAAAUAAUCAACUAAUCAUCAAUCUUUGAUAAUAUGGAUCAGCUGUGUAGUGUUAGGGCAAAAACCACAACUUGCACUACUUGGGGUACCGAGGACCAAGUUUGGGAAUUGCUGACAUCUGUCCAGUACAGUUUAAACUGGGAUUCAAUCGUGAAGAGCACACUUCUCCAGCGUGCCAGUGGCCAUCAAGGUGAGCAUUUGCCCACUGUAGUCAGGUCAAGACCCUGGUGAGGACAACGAUCACGCAGAUGAGCUUCCCUGAGACGGUUUCUGGCAGUUUGUGCAGAAAUUCUUCAUUGUGCAAACCCACAGUUUCAUCAGCUGUCCAGGUGGCUGGUCUCAGAUGAUCCCGCAGGUAAAGAAGUCAGAUGUGUAGGUGCUGGGCUGGCAUGGUUACACAUGGUCUGCGGUUCUGAGGCCGGUUGAACGUAUAGCCAAAUUCUCUUUGGAGGUGGCUGAUGGUAGAGAAAUGAACAUUCAAUUCUCUGGCAAUUGUUCUGGUGGACAUUCCUGCAGUCAGCAUGCCAAUUGCACACUCCAUCAAAACUUGAGACAUCUGUGGCAUUGUGUUGUGUGACAAAACUGCACAUUUUAGAGAGGCCUUUUAGCACAAGGUGCACCUGUGUAAUGAUCAUGCUGUUUAAUCAGCUUCUUGAUAUGCCAAAUCUCUCAGGUGGAUGGAUUAUCUUGGCAAAGGAUAAAUGCUCACUAACAGGGAUGUAAACACAUUUGUACACAACAUUUUAGAGAAAUAAGCUUUUGUGCAUAUGGAACAUUUCUGGGAUAUUUUAUAUCAGCUCAUGAAAUAUGGGACAAACACUUUACAUGUUGUGUUAAAAAUGUUGUUCAGUAUAGUUAAGAAAUUAACAUUUCAUUGAUAGGAAUAGGUCAUGUGUGAUGAGUGUGAUAGAAGGAGUCAGGCACAGGAGGGUCAUCACCGAAAACAGGCACAGGGGAAACUAUCUACCCUGGCAAUACACGGUAUGGGAUACUCCAAUAAUAUACAGGCACAGGGGACAUAUCUACCCUGGCAAUACAAAGUGCGAGUAGCUCCACCGAGCUACACUACUCUCACAAAUAACAAUCACCCACAAGUAAAAGGGGGGCAGAGGGAACACUUAUACAUGGACUAAUGAGGGUAUAAGAACCAGGUGUGUGUAAUUAACAAGACAAGACAAAUGGAAUGAUGAUAUAUGGAGCGGCAGUGGCUAGUAAGCCGGUGACGAUGAACGCCGAAGCCUGUCCGAACAAGGAGGGGAGGCAGCCUCGGCGGAAGUUUUGACAGUACCCCCCCUCCACUUGACGCGCAGCUCCAGCAGCGCACCGACCCCGGCCUCAGGGACGGCCAGGAGGACGCGGAGCAGGACGAGCCGGAUAGCGACGGUGGAAAUCCCGUAACAUGGAGGGAUCGAGGAUAUCCCUCACCGGGACCCAGCACCGUUCCUCCGGACCGUACCCCUCCCACUCUACGAGGUACUGAAGGCCCCCCACCCGACGCCUCGAAUCCAGGAUGGACAGAGUACGCCAGGGCCCCCUCAAUGUCCAGAGGAGGCGGAGGGACCUCCCGCACCUCAGACUCCUGGAGCGGACCAACCACCACCGGCCUGAGGAGAGACACAUGAAACGAGGGGUUAAUACGGUAAUCAGGGGGAAGUAAUAACCUAUAAGUGACCUCGUUGAUUCUCCUCAGGACUUUGAAUGGCCCCACAAACUGCGGCCUCAGCUUCCGGCAGGGCAGGUGGAGGAGCAGAUUCCGGGUCAAGAGCGAGACCCGAUCCCCAGUACGAAGAACUCACUGCGGUGGCGGUCAGCGUUGGCCUUCUGACGACGCACGGCGCACUGGAGGUAAACGUGGGCAGCGUCCCACGUCUCCCCCGCGUGCCAAAACCAGGCAUCCACUGCAGGAGCCUCGGUCUGGCUCUGGUACCACGGUGCCAGAACUGGUUGGUAACCUAAAACACAUUGGAAUGGCGUUAGGUUGGUAGAGGAGUGGCGGAGAGAGUUCUGAGCAUAUUCUGCCCAUGGCAAGAACACCGACCACUCCCCUAGCCGGUCCUGGCAGUAGGACCGCAGGAACCUACCCACAUCCUGAUUUACCCGUUCCACCUGCCCAUUUGACUCGGGGUGGAACCCAGAGGUCAGGCUGACCAAGACCCCCAGACGUUCCAUGAAUGCCUUCCAAACCUUGGACGUGAACUGGGGACCUCGGUCGGACACUAUAUCCUCUGGAACACAGUAGUGCCGGAAGACAUGAGUAAACAGGGCCUCUGCAGUCUGCAGGGCUGUGGGGAGACUGGGCAGAGGAAGGAGGCGGCAGGACAUGGAAAAGCGGUCCACAACGACCAGGAUGGUGGUGUUACCUUGGGAGAGGGGAAGAUCAGUCAAGAAAUCAACACUAAGGUGAGACCAUGGUCAUUGUAGAACUGGUAAAGGUUGUAACUUACCCACUGGGAGGUGCCUAGGUCCCUUACUCUGGGCGCACACCAAGCAGGAGGAGACGUACACCCUCACGUCCUUAGCCAAGGUAGGCCACCAGUACUUUCCGAUCAGGCAGCGCACUGUACAACCGAUACCUGGGUGACCAGAGGAGGGUGACGUGUGUGCCCAGAAGAUCAGACAAUCACGGAUAAGAGCAGGCACAUACCGCAGCCCAGCUGGACACUGAGGUGGAGAUGGAUCUGUGCGUAAUGCCUGCUCUAUAUACGCGUCCAUCGCCCAUACUACCGGCGCCACAAUGCAGGAGGCAGGGAGUAUGGGGGUGUUGUCUCUGGGCCUCUCCUCUAUGUCAUACAGCCGGGACAGUGCAUCUGCCUUCACGUUCUUCAUACCCGGAAUGUAUGACAGUGUAAAAUCAAACUGGGUGAAGAAUAGGGCCCACCUGGCCUGGCAAGGAUUCAGCCUCCUCGCUGCCCGGAUGUACUCCAGGUUACGGUGGUCCGUCCAGACGAGGAAAGGGUGUUUCGCCCCUUCAAGCCAAUGCCUCCACACGGUCAAAGCUCGGACUACAGCCAACAGCUCCCGAUCACCAACGUCGUAGUUCUGCUCCGCCGGGCUGAGCUUCUUAGAGAAGAAGGCACAGGGGUGGAGCUUGGGUGGCGUGCCCGAGCGUUGGGAUAGGACAGCGCCUAUCCCUACCUCGGACGCAUCCACCUCCACUACGAACGGUAGUGAUGGAUCGGGGUGGGCCAGUACCGGGGCUGAGGUGAACAGACCCCGCAGUCUCCUGAAGGCCAGGUCAGCCUCAGCAGACCAGCGGAGCCGGGACAGCCCACCCUUCAACAGGGAGGUAAUGGGAGCUGCGACCUUGCCAAGCCCCGGAAACCUCUGAUAGUAGUUGGCAAAGCCAAGGAAGUGCUGCACCUCCUUAACCGUGGUUGGAGUUGGCCAAUUACACACAGCUGAAAUGCGAUCUCCCUCCAUCUCCACACCUGAGGUGGUAAUGCGGUAUCCGAGGAAGGAGGCGGACUGCUGGAAAAACAUACACUUCUCUGCCUGGGCAUAAAGUUCAUUUUCCAACAGUCGGGCCAGCACUUUGCAAACCAGGGACACAUGCUCAACGCGCAUAGCGGAAUACACCAGGAUGUCAUCGAUGUAGACCACCACACCGCGACCAAGCAUGUCCCGAAACACCUCGUUCACAAAGGACUGGAAGACGGAUGGAGCAUUCAUGAAACCGUAGGGCAUCACCAGGUAUUCAUAAUGCCCCGUGGUUGUGCUGAAUGCUGUCUUCCACUCAUCCCCCUCCCGAACACGCACCAGGUUGUAUGCACUCUUGAGAUCUAAUUUGGUGAAGAAACGCGCCCCAUGCAUUGACUCAAUCACUGAAGGAGGGGGAGAGGAUAACUAAAUCUUAAAGUCUCCUUGUUCAGUGAUCGAUAAUGAAUACACGGGCACAGACCGCUGUCUUUCUUCUUCACAAAGAAGAAACUCGAGGAGGCGGGUGAAGUGGAGGGACGUAUAUACCCCUGGCCCAGGGACUCGGUCACAUAUGUUUCCAUAGCCUCCGUUUCAGCCUGCAACAGGGGGUACACAUAACUCCUGGGAGGUACAGCGUCUACCUGAAGGUUUAUCGCGCAAUCCCCCGCCCGAUGAGGUGGUAAUUUUUGUCACCAGUGAAAACACGUGCGCCAGAUCAUGGUAUUCGGGGGGAAUGCGCACGGUGGAGGUACCGUCUGGACUUUCCACCAUGGUUGCACCAACAGAAACACCUAGACACCUACCCUGACACUUUCGCGACCACCCCGUGAGAACCCUCUGCGGCCAUGAGAAGGUGGGGUUGUGGAGUGCUAGCCAAGGGAUACCUAAUACCACAGGGACAGCAGGAGACUCAAUAAUCGAAAAAGUAACCUGCUCACAAUGAGUCUCCUGGGUGAUCAUGUUGACUGGUACAGUGACUUCCUUUACAAACCCGGACCCUAAUGGUCGACUAUCAAGUGCUCUGAUGGGAAUGUGGAAUGGAUAAGGGAACCAUUGAAAUGCCUUGACGGCGUGAGAAUGCCCUGUCCAUAAAGUUCCCAGCUGCGCCUGAAUCGACUAGCGCCUUACACUGGGGAACUACCAUGUGAUCGGGAAAAUUGAUAGGUAGGGUACAGUACGUAGCAGAGGGUUCUGAACGAGUGUGGGUGUUCGAUACCUGGGGUGAUGCGAGAGUGCCCUGCCGCCUCCAGGCCCAAAAGAGCAUUGACUUUGACGUGUGGUGUACUGUCCCUUCGUGCCACCGGAGUGGCACUGUCGCUGUCGUCCUCCGCUCUCUCGGACGGCGACUCCAGCCAGCUCCAUCAGCUCGGGAUCCGAGUCGUCCGGGGUGGAAACGGGCAGACCCCUACUAGGACGUCCUCUGGCUGCCAGCAGGUUGUCCAAACGGAUGGCCAUGUCCACCAGUGUCGUGAAAGACAACAUGGUGUCCCGGCAGGCUAGCUCCAGUCGGACGUCCUCCCGCAGAUGGCACCGGAAAUGGUCGAUCAGGGCCCACUCGUUCCACCCGGACCCCGCUGCCAGAGUCCGAAACUCCAACGUGAAGUCAUGCGCGGUCCUCGUCCCCUGCCUCAGGUGGACCAGCCGCUCGCCCACCUCUCGGGCGGGUGAUCGAAGACCGCCCGAAAGAGGUGAGCGAACUCCCCGUAGUCCUCCAAACCGCGUUGGCCCACUCCAGGGCUUUCCCCGAGAGGCAGGAAACGAGGACGGACACCUUCUCCCGCUCCAAUGGCGCCGGCCUGAUGCUGGAGAAGUAAAGCUCCAGUUGGAGGAGGAAUCCUUGGCAGAGCACCGCCGUCCCGUCGAACGCCCGUGGUCGGGAUAUCUGGAUCCCCCCGGGUGCUGGGGUGUAGGUGGCUGGAUCCGGUUGGCCAGCUGGUCUCGACAGAUCGGGUUCUGUCCUCUCCAGGCGUUGGACGACCUGAAGAACCCGAUCCAUCGCUUCCCCCAAGCUGGCCAGCAUCAUGGAAUGCUCCUGUACCCGUGCCACGACUCCAGGCAUGCACUCUUCUCCCGCUGACUCCAUAGCAGGUGGGUGAUUCUGUGAUGAGUGUGAUAGAAGGAGUCAGGCGCAGGAGGGUAAUCACCGAAAUCAGAGUUUAUUCCGUCGUACACAAAUAGCGCUGAAUAGCGACACACGAAAACAGGCACAGGGGAAACUAUCUACCCUGGCAAUACACGGUACGGGAUACUCCAAUAAUAUACAGGCACAAGGGACAUAUCUACCCCGGCAAUACAAAGUGCGAGUAGCUCCACCGAGCUACACUACUAUCACAAAUAACAAUCACCCACAAGGACAAGGGGGGCAGAGGGAACACUUAUACACGGACUAAUGAGGAGAUAAGAACCAGGAGUGUGUAAUUAACAACACAAGACAAAUGGAAUGAUGAUAUAUGGAGCGGCAGUGGCUAGUAAGCCGGUAACGACGAACGCCAAAGCCUGCCUGAACAAGGAGGGGAGGCAGCCUCGGCGGAAGUCGUGACAUCAUGCCUUUCAUUAAAUAGCAGAAAACAAAUAAUUCAGUCGCCAUUCAUACCAGUUAUAGACAAUGGCGAUAUUAUCUAUAUGAAUGCAGCUGCCACUGUAUUGAAGUGAUUAGACACAGUUUAUCAUAGCGCACUACACUUUAUUACAGGCGAUAGGUUCAGUACACAUCACUGCAUUCUGUAUCAGAAAGCAGGCUGGCCCUCUUUGAAGUCUUGUAGAUCGAUGCAUUGCACUCUUUUUGUUUAUAAAGCGUUUCUGCAUAAACCUCUGCUGUACCUUACUACAUUGUUAACUUACAGACGUAUGAUAUACCAGACCCAGUCUCAGGGAUGGCUAACUCUGGAGAUCCCUUCGAUCUGCUUUUAGUUUAGUUUUUUUUUUUCACCUUACUUGUGGAAUAAUCUCCAAGACUCUCUCAAAUAAGCUGUUUAGCAUUUUGUGUAUUGAUGUGAAAAUGUAUGUGUACUGUAUGUUGAUGUGUAUAGUGUAUAUUGAUGUGUAUUAAUAUGUAUAUAGGGCUGAUCUGUAAAAGGGCCUGCUGGUCUCAGCCUGACUCCCUGUCAAAAUAAAGUUUAAAUAAAAAAUAAAUACAAAAUGUUGCUGAAACUAUUACACUUUUACUUUGAUAUAUGAAGUGUCCAGUGCAACUCAGUUGACAUGCAAUAUCUACAGGUCUCUUCAGCUAGCUUAGCUGUAAACUUACUCGUUGUGCAUGCAGUUGAUAAUUGAUAAAUUCAUAUGUGGACAAUCUUUGAAAAGUUUCUGUUGGGGAAAAUAUGAGCUGAAUAAAAGUGUUUUAUCAUAUGUCACACCCUUAAAGGUGGAGGACCGUUCCUCGGUGUGUACCACAGACGUUAUGAGAUAUGGUUGAAACAGUGUAAACCAUAAUGACUGACAGUGAAACCUGGGGGACUUGGCACAUGAUCUGUGUACAGCAAAUCAAAACCUGACAGGAUUGGAUUACAAAAAUAAACAUCUCCUUGCACAGGUAGUUUACAAUAUGUCUAGAACAGAUUAAUCAUACAUAAAAAACAUUUAUUACCAGUCCAGCACACAUUGGCAUAGUAACAGUUUAUGAAUGAGAGCACUUAGCAUAAUCUGGGGGUAUUAUUGCCUCUCUAGGUCACCCUGCAGUGGACAUGAUUGCUGAGGUGAAAUCAGAGUGGAUGGGCCUUUUUCUCUUCUAUUUUUGUGGUGUGUGAAAUAUCUGUAAGUGCAAUUACUUUCAAAGUGUAUGUUUUAAGAGCAGGGAGGAGAGGAGAGUGCAGGGGAGUGCCAGGAAUAAAGAGUUUCUCAGGUGUGGUCGUAAAUGUGUCCUUCGGUAAAGGAUAUCAAAGACGUUUCAACGUUCUGCUCUAUCAGCGGAAUGGGAUGCCAGCAGGAAGAAAGUAACCGUACAAACAUAGAACAUGGCAGUUCUGGAACCAAUGACAUUGUUCUCCUUUAGCCUUGAGGAAUGUGGAGACAUGUCUGAAGUGAUCAUAUGCACUUUAUUUUCAAACAUAGGACCAAACAGAAUGUGCAGGGAAAAUUCCAAUGCCUUUACAGUAAUACCUUUUGUAAGCAGAUUUGUUUCAUUGUUUUACUUUAAAUCAUUGUGUCCUGUUCAUUUCUUUACUUUACAUAAUUUCCAAGGGUUAAGAAAGUUCUGCCUCCACAGAUUUCCCCUGGCCAUACUCAUGGCAUGUUCAUUUAAAAACAAUCACCUUUAAAAAAGUUUCCUCUCCUUUUCAUUUUCGCUCUCUUUCUGACAGAUGAGUUCAAGACCUUCCUUAUGAGGCUCCCACAGAACUUCUUCCUGAACGUGUCGACGAUCCAGCACCUGUGGUCGUUGGAUGGCGUGUUCCAGUGGCGCUACGAGCAGCUGGAGAACAGCAUGAGUGUGCUCUUCAGACGAGCCCAGAGAGUGGUGUUCAAGCUCUUCAGCCUCAGCAAGAGGUGCCAGAGGCAGCCUCACAUCCGCCUACCCAGAGAAUGGUGAGAGUCCUGCUUUGCUCCCACAUUACACCUCUUACCACUGAGCCCCAUUUACACUUUAAUCACCCAUCCAGGAAGCUGAUAGAGAUCCUCUCUACCUCUCCCUGUGUGAGUGGGAGAAACAGGGAGCCAGCCAAGUAAUGUUUAUCUACUUUAUUACUGCUGCUCUGAGGAAAACUGGAAGCACUAUACUUUUUAUGUGUGAAGAGAAAUCUCCAUAGACUGUGGAGAGAUGGAGAGAGAAAGUGGAAUGUUUGUCAGUUUGCCUGGGAGUGAAGCGGAACACUUGAAAGGAUCCCCUACGUCCCGUUCGUUCGCAGCACUUCACACAGACGAUAUAUGAUUGAUUUCACUUCCUGGGGCCAGUUCCAAUGCUAACAAUGAAAUGAAAUGAAAUCAUUAAAUCACAUAUUAUUUGUCACAUGAUUCGUAAACAACUGGUGUAGACUGACAGUGAAAUGCUUACUUACGACCCGUAAGCAUUUCCAACAAUGCAGAGUAAAAAAUAAAGAUACAAAAUAUAAAAUAAAAAUAGAAAUAGUGACACGAGAAAUAGAUACACAGUGAAUAACAAAUAACAAUAACGAGUAAAAAUAACAUAGAUAUGUACAGGGAGUAGAAAAUAUUUACAUAAGUAUUCAGACCCUUUGCUAUGAGACUCGAAAUUGAGCUCAAGUGCAACCUGUUUCCGUUGAUCAUCCUUGAGAUGUUUCUACAACUUGAUUGGAAUCCACCUGUGGUAAAUUCAAUUGAUUGGACAUGAUUUGGAAAGGCACACAACUCUCUCUAUAUAAGAUCCCACAGUUUACAGUGCGUUUUAGAGCAAAAACCAAGCCAUGAGGUCAAAGGAAUUGUCCGUAGAGCUCCGAGACAGGAUUGUGUCGAGGCACAGAUCUGGGGAAGGGUAAAAAAUACAUUCUGCAGCAUUGAAGGUCCCCAAGAACACAGUGACCUCCAUCAUUCUUAAAUGGAAGAAGUUUGGAACCACCAAGAUUCCUCCUAGAGCUGGCCGCCCAAACUGAGCAAUCGGGGGAGAAGGGCCAUGUUCAUGGAGGUGACCAAGAUAGUCAGGGAGGUGACCAAGAACCCAAUGGUUUCUCUGACAGAGCUCCAGAGUUCCUCUGUGGAGAUGGGAGAACCUUCCAGAAGGACAACCAUCUAUGCAGCACUUCACCAAUCUGGCCUUUAUGGUAGAGUGGCCAGACGGAAGCCACUCCUCACAUGACAGCCCACUUGGAGUUUGCCAAAAGGUACCUAAAGGACUCUCAGACCAUGAGAAACAAGAUUCUCUGGUCUGAUGAAACCAAGAUUGAACUCUUUGGCCUGAAUGCCAAGCGUCAUGUCUGGAGGAAACCUGGCACCAUCCCUACGGUGAAGCAUGGUGGUGGCAGCAUCAUGCUGUGGGGAUGUUUUUCAGCGGCAGGGAAUGGGAGACUAGUCAAGAUCGAGGGAAAGAUGAACGGAGCAAAGUACAGAUGGAUCCUUGAUGAAAACCUGCUCCAGAGCUCUUAGGACCUCAGAGUGGGGCGACGGUUCACCUUCCAACAGGACAACGCCACUAAGCACACAGCAAAGACAAUGCAGGACUGGGUUCGGAACAAGUCUCUGAAUGUCCUUGAGUGGCCCAGCCAGAGCCCGGACUUGAACCCGAUCGAACAUCUCUGUAGAGACCGGAAAAUAGCUGGGCAGCGAUGUUCCCCAUCCAACCUGACAGAGCUUGAGAGGAUCUGCAGAGAAUAAUGGGAGAAACUCCCCAAAUACAGGUGUUCUAAGCGUGUAGCAUCAUACCCAAGAAGACUUGAGGCUGUAAUCGCUGCCAAAGGUGCUUUUUUAUUUACAUAUACAAAGCACACACCGUGUUGAUGAUCAGCAUGGCAGAUGUGUUGUUGCCUACCCUCACCACCUGGGGGAGCACAUCAGGAAGUCCAGGAUCCAGUUGCAGAGGGAAGUGUUCAGUCCCAGGGUCCUGAGCUUGGUGAUAAGCUUGGAGGGGACUAUUGUUUGAAUGCUGAGCUGUAGUCAAUAAACAGCAUUCUUACAUAGGGAUUCCCUUUGUCCAGGUGGGUGAGGCCAGUGUGGAGUGCAAUAGAGAUUGCGUCAUCUGUGGAUGUGUUGGGGCAGUAUGUGAAUUGGAGUGGGGCCAGAGUGUCUGGGAUGAUGGUGUUGAUGUGAGCCGUAACCAGCCUUUCAAAGCAUUUCAUGGCUAUAGAUGUGGGUGUGAUAGUCAUUUAGGCAGGUUACCUUGACAUUCUUGAGCAUGGGGACAAUGGUGGUCUGCUUGAAACAAGUUGGUUUUACGGACUAGGUCAGGGAUUGGUUGAACAUUUCAGUGAAGACACUUGCCAGCUGGUCAGCGCAUGCUCUGAGUAUGCGUCCUGGUAAUCCGUCUGGCCCUGGGGCCUUGUGGAUGUUAACCUGUUUUAAGGUCUUACUUGCGUUGUCUACGGAGAGCGUGAUCACACAGUCGUCCGGAACAGCUGGUGCUGUCAUGCACGGUUCAGUGUUGCUUGCGUCAAAGCAAGCAUGGAAGGCAUUUAGCUUGUCUGGUAGACUCGCAUUGCUGGGCAGCUCGCGGCUGGGUUUCCUUUUGUAAUCUGUGAUAGUUUGCAAGCCCUGACACAUUGUUGAGCGUCAGAGCUGGCGUAGCAGGAUUCGAUCUUAGGAAGUGUUCAAAAUGUACACAAUUCUUACCCAGAAGAAAAUGGGGGAGGGUCAUGCUUUUUCAAUUUCAAUCAGGCGAGGGUUUAAUAUUAUUUUAUUUAGUCCAGGGGAGGGUCAUGCAAUUUGUAAUCAAUUAAUAAACCUAAAGCAAUGGUAAAUAUAAGCACUGGCGGUAGCGCUAUAGGUUCGGGGGUGUGUCAGAAAUAUUUUAGCUAUUUUCACAACCAAAAAUUAUCAGAGCAGUGCUGGUGGUGGCACGAACAGACUUUUGAUGAAUAAAUCAGUUGUGGGUGUGUCAAGGCUUGGCACCCUCACUGGCCAAUCAGAACGUCCUCCAUGGCUAAAUAUGUGGUUGAUUCAAGUUGUGCAUUUAUGGUAUUUUAUGUAUUGCCUUGGAAUCAACUCCAAUGUUAGUUCGUUAUAGUUUGUUACACAGCUUACAGAGGAGCGAAAUAACAAAAUGUAGACCCAUCCCAUCGGUGCUGAAUAUGUUAACUUGAAACUGUUUGCAGUCAACAUUGUUCUAAGUAAUUGCAUGGCUUCAAUGUGGAAAUAUACAGUGCAUUCGGAAAGUAUUCAGACCCCUUGACUUUUCCAUAUUUUGUUACGUUACAGCCUUAUUCUAAAAUAGAUUAAAUAUAUGUUUUCCUCAUCAAUCUACACACAAUACCCAAUAAUAACAAAGCAAAAACUGUUUUUUAUAGAUUUUUCCAAAUGUAUAUUAAAAUUAUAUUUACAUAAGUAUUCAGACCCUUUACUCAGUACUUUGUUGAAGCACAUUUGGCAGCGAUUACAGCCUCGAGUCUUCUUGGGUAUGACGCUACAAGCUUGGCACACCUGUAUUUCGGGAGUUUCUCCCAUUGUUCUCUGCAGAUCCUCUCAAGCUCUGUCAGGUUGGAUGGGGAGCAUCGCUGCACAGCUAUUUUCAGGUCUCUCCAGGGAUGUUCGAUCGGGUUCAAGUCCGGGCUCUGGCUGGGCCACUCAAGGACAUUCAGAGACUUGUCCCGAAGCCACUCCUGCGUUGUCUUGGCUGUGUGCUUAGGGUCGUUGUCCUGUUGGAAGGUGAACCUUGGCCUCAGUCUGAGAUCCUGAGCGCUCUGGAGCAGGUUUUCAUCAAGGAUCUCUCUGUACUUUGCUCCGUUCAUCUUUCCCUUGAUCCUGACUAGUCUCCCAGUCCCUGCAGCUGAAAAAUAUCCCCACAGCAUGCUGCUGCCACCAUGCUUCACCGUAGUGAUGGUGCCAGGUUUCCUCCAGAUGUGACGCUUGGCAGGCCAAAUAGUUCAAUCUUGGUUUCAUCAGACCAGAGAAUCUUGUUUCUCAUGGUCUGAGUCUUUAGGUGCCUUUUGGCAAACUCUGGAGCUCUGUCAGAGUGACCAUUGGGUUCCUGGUCACCUCCCUGACCAAGGCCCUUCUCCCCCGAUUGCUCAGUUUGGCCGAGCUGCCAGCUUUAGGAAGAGUUUUCUUCCAUUUAAGAAUGAUGGAGGCCACUGUGUUCUUGGAGUCCACCUGUGGUAAAUUAAAUUGAUUGGACAUGAUUGGGAAAGACACACACCUGUCUAGGUAAGGUCCCACAGAUGAUAGUGCAUGUCAGAGCAAAAACCAAGCCAUGAGGUCGAAGGAAUUGUCCGUAGAGCUCCGCGACAGGAUUGUGUAGAGUCACAGAUCUGGGGAAGGGUACCAAAACAUGUCUUCAGUAUUGAAGGUCCCCAAUCAAGUUGUUGAAACAUCUCAAGGAUGAUCAAUGGAAACAGGAUGCACCUGAGCUCAAUUUCGAGUCUCAUAGCAAAGGGUCUGAAUACUUAUGUAAAUAACGUAUUUCUGCUUUUAUUUUUUAUACUUUUGCAAGAAUUUCUAAAAACCUGUUUUUGCUUUGUCAUUAUGGGGUAUUGUGUGUAGAUUGAUGAGGGGGGGGGAAAUAAUGUAAUCAAUUUUAGAAUAAGGCUGUAAUGUAACAAAAUGUGGAAAAAGUCAAGGGGUCUGAAAGCUUUCCGAAUGCACUUUAUACAUAGCAUUCACAACGAUAUAGGGGCUAGGCCUACUGUAAAUUGCAUUAUGGCUAAGCAUGAACAUGCCGAACCUUCUCAAUAAGCAAGAUAACAUUAAUUAUUGAUAAGGUCUAGAAAGAGAGCAAUAAUUCGAAUCAAAUUCUAAACAAAACGAAACAACAAUUUGUUUUAAUAAGGUCGCUGUCCGUAAAUAUCCGUCAUUUGAAACUAAAGACAUCUGUUUUUUUGCAUUGGAUGCAUCCGCCUAUGUAACACUUCCGCAUCUGCAGUGAAAGAUGACAGAGCUAGAGCGGUGUUUGUCAGACCAUGAGACACAGAAAAUUGGUCUUCUCACAAAAUCGUCUGUAGCGUCAGAACGGUUUGGCCUAGAAACCACUAUAACCCAUCUAUGGAUAGAUGAGACUCUCACGAACACAAUGAUGUUCUCUAUGACCCCCACAAGCGUCCUGGGACUCGUCUAAAGUCAGUACAGCCGAUCUGCUAACUUCUGUCUGUAGCUUCCGAACAGUUUGGGCUACACUUUAAUGUGACCCAUCUGUGUAAAGGGGAGACUCUCACGAACACGUACAUGUCAGUUUGCUCUAGGACACCCACAGACCUCACAAGACUCAUCUGAAUGUCCCCCGGUAACAGUCGAAAAAAUUCAUGGAAGUAUAUAUGGAGACAGUUUAAAAAAUAAUGGGUUAGAUACAUGUAAAAUAAAUAAUAAUAAUAAUAAAUACAAUAAAAAAUAUUUCCUGAUCUUCUUAUAUCUCUCAGAUAUAGGUGACCGACUGCCUCGAUUCGGUCUUAUGUAGCAAAAUUUGAAGUUUUUUACAUUGGAUAAAAAGUAGAGACUCAGAGCUAGAAAAUGAUCUAUCAUACACUGCAGUUGAGGAACAACGGGAAAUUAAUACUGCUUUGAAAGUUGAUAAACUUGUAGACCCACUUUUGAGAAAAUGAAUGUUUUGGUACACCAACUGGAGAGGUCUUCUUAGUCUACACCCAUUCAGCAUUGUUCACACCCUCUUAAGCCUUAGCCGAACCCAUCUCUUUAAGAGUUCACAUGUGAGGCCAUGUGGUAAACACACGCUGUAUCAUAUAAAAUCUAAGUUUAUUUGUCACAUGCACAGGAUACAGACAGUGUAAACGGUACAGUGAAGUGGUUACUUGCAUAGUAGCAAUAUCAAAAACAGAAUGUGUCCAGAUAAAAAUAUUUGAUAAAUAUUUUAUCAUUAUUAGAUGACGCUUACCCGACACACUUGUCUAAAUUGAUUGUUCAUGUGAAGGAAAUGCUAUAACCAAUCCUCAACUAAGUGGAUGGGUCACUAUUGUCUAGACAUGUACACAUGUUCAUGAAAUACAAUAGAUGGCCAUAAUCACCUCCAGACACAUAUGGCUAAUUUGAUGGGUCAUGUAAUAAUCCGGCCGAAGUGGAGUCUUUUGUUUAGACAUGUAGCUAGUUAGGUAGCUAGCUAGCUAGCAUAACAAUGAACCGGCAUAAUCCCAACUCGUACUACUACCAAUACAAACAUUGGCAUAGCUGUAGUAUGAAUAUGCAGGUACCUAAAGCUAACAAACUAGGUUCAAUGUUAGCUAGCUAACAUUAGGCUAUAACUAGCAAUGCAAAUGAUUUGAAUAAUAUUACUACACAGAUCAUACACGUAAUGUUAGCUAGCGAGCCAGCAAGCUAAUGUUUGUUAUCUAACAGUAUACUUUAUCUUGCAAUAAAAAUGACUUUCUGACAAAAUGUGAAACUUAUAUCUGAAAAUGUAGCUAGACCCGUAUAUAUGGAUGAAUGCUUCACGGCAGACUGGAACCAUUUAACUCCGUUUUGUUUGUAGCAACAUCUUGUUUGGCCAGCGUUGUGUCCAGUCACUCCGGUUCACACUGACCGUGGCGUGUGCAGAAAAUAGGCCAUCACUUUUUCCAACUGAUCUGUCGAUACCGCCUGCUAAAUUCAGGGCAUCAAUGUUGUUGAGAAAAGUAGCAAAACUUUUGUAGUUCCCGAUGGCUAACGUUAUAUCUUUAAAAAACGGCGCGGUAGAAAAGACUGUCAACACAUACUGAACAGCUCACGUUAUAGACAGAAGCACGCUACAUGGCAGACCAAUCCAAACUCAUCUCCCGGUAUUUCCAGCCCAUCCAUUAUCUCAACCAAUCAUGGCUAGCGGGAAGGUUGCACAUUAUGAAGGAAUAAACUGCAGAGAGAUGGUGCCUCAGUUUUAUACAGCGAAUAAUAAUACGACUUCAGAGUUGGUUAAAGCUACACUUUGUGUUCUAACUUUCACCAUUAGUCCUAUUGAUGCAACUUUGCUCUCUAAAUGCCUCUUUCUUAAUAUUGUUCUAUUUUUUUCAAAGAUGUGCAUUAAUAAUGGUAUAUGUUUAUUGUUUUUUAUUUUUACUCACAUUAAGAGAAUACCUGUUACAAAGUACACUACAUUUACAAAAGUAUGUGGACACCCCUUCAAAUUAGUGGAUUCGGCUAUUUCAGCCACACCCGUUGCUGACAAGUGUAUAAAAUGGAGCACACAGCCAUGCAAUCUCCAUACUUUCCCAUUAAGAGAAUACCUGUUAGGAAGUACACUACAUAUACAAAAGUAUGUGGACACCACUUCAAGUUAGUGGAUUCGGCUAUUUCAGCCACACCCAUUGCUGACAAGUGUAUAAAAUCGAGCACACAGCCAUGCAAUCUCCAUAGACAAACAUUGGCAGUAGAAUGGCCUUACUGUAGAGCUCAGCGACUUUCAAUGUGGCACCGUCAUAGGAUGCCACCUUUCCGACAAAUCAGUUUGUCAAAUUUCUGCCCUGCUGGAGCUGCCCCGGUCAACUGUAAGUGCUGUUAUUGUGAAGUGGAAACGUCUAGGAGCAACAACGGCUCAGCUCCGAAGUGGUAGGCCACACAAGCUCACAGAACGGGACCGCUGAGUGCUGAAACACGUGGCGUGUAAAAAUCGUCUGUCCUCCGUUGCAAUACUCAAUACCGAGUUCCAAACUGCAUCUGGAAGCAACGUCAGCACAAUAACUGUUCGUCGGGAGCUUCAUGAAAUGGGUUUCUAUGGCCGAGCAGCCGCACACAAGCCUAAGAUCACCAUGCGCAAUGCCAAGAGUCGGCUGGAGUGUUGUAAAGCUCGCCCACAUUGGACUCUAGAGCAGGGAAAAGCGAGUGAUGAAUCACGCUUCACCAUUUGGCAGUCCGACGGACGAAUCUGGGUUCGGCAGAUGCCAGGAGAACGCUACCUGCCCCAAUGCAUAGUGCCAACUGUAAAGUUUGGUGGAGGAGGAAUAAUGGUCUAGGGCUGUUUUUCAUGGUUCGGGCUAGGCCCCUUAGUUCCAGUGAAAGGAAAACUUAACUCCACAGCAUACAAUGACAUUCUAGACGAUUCUGUGCUUCCAACUUUGUGGCAACAGUUUGAGGAAGGCCCUUUCCUGUUUCAACAUGACAAUGCCUCUGUGCACAAAGCGAGGUCCAUGAACACCUUUGGGAUGAAUUGGAACGCCGACUGCGAGCCAGGCAUAAUCGCCCAACAUCAGUGCCCGACAUCAUUAAUGCUCUUGUGGCUGAAUGAAAGCAAGUCCCCGCAGCUAUGUUCCAACAUCUAGGGGAAGCAUUCCCAGAAGAGUGGAGGCUGUUAUAGCAGCAAAGGCGGGACCAACUCCAUAUUAAUGCCCAUGAUUUUAGAAUGAGAUGUUCGACGAGCAGGUGUCCACAUAUCUUUGGUCAUGUAGUGUAUAAUUGUGCAACAAAAGUUUAUCAGUAAACCAAUUCAAUUCACAUCCAUUUUAAUUGCCAAAAGUUCUGUUCUAUGUUGUCUGUCUCUCUGUCUACUUCCCAGGCCCCAGUCCUACUGGCUGAUCCACUUCCAGUCUCUCCUCUACUGUUCUGAGAACAACCAGCUGGGUUCCUUCUCUGAGGAGCUCCACAGCUGUACCUGCAGCUACGAGCACAGCCCUUGCCAGCUGCCCCCACCAUGUGCCAUCGGAGAGGGUCCCGCCUGUGCAGCCUGCGCCCCAGACAACCACACCCGAUGUGGGAGCUGCAACCCUGGCUACGCCCUAACCCAGGGGGCCUGCAGACCCAUGGUGGCUGACUCAACAGAGAACUACCUGGGCUUUGAGACAGACCUACAGGACCUGGAGCUGAGAUAUCUCCUGCAGAGGGCCGACCGUAGGCUGGAGGUAAAUACAUGGCUGUUUAGAUUUUGUGAACGAUUUUGUGGAUAAGUUGCAGAGAUAUGUUAUAUGUAAUACAGUUGAAUAGGAUCUUGAAAAAGUAGAUAGACAUAUUGUCCUAACAACUUAAACAACCGUAUCUGUCCAUCCAGGUCCAUGCCAUCUUCAUCAGCAACGACAUGCGUCUGAACAGCUGGUUUGACCCGUCCUGGAGGAAGAGGAUGCUGCUGACGCUGAAAAGCAACAAGUACAAGUCCAACCUGGUCCACAUGCUGCUGGGGGUGUCUCUCCAGAUCUGCCUGACCAAGAACAGCACCCUGGAGCCCGUCCUCACCCUAUACAUCAACCCCUUCGGAGGCAGCCACUCUGAGAGCUGGUACAUUCCAGUCGGUGAGAACAGCUUCCCAGACUGGACGGCCACCAAACUGGACCUGCCCCUGGAGUGCUUCAACUGGACCCUGACGCUGGGCAACAAGUGGAAGACCUUCUUUGAGACCAUCCACAUCUACCUGCGGAGCCGGAUAAAGACGCAGGGCAGUGGAGGUCCGGCGGGGGCUGUGAACGACAGCCUCUACUAUGAGCCAUUAGAAAUGGUGGACCCUUCACGGAAUCUGGGCUACAUGAAGAUCAACAGCAUCCAAGUGUUUGGCUACAGCAUGCACUUUGACCCAGAAGCAAUCCAUGACCUGAUCCUGCAGCUGGACUACCCAUACACCCAGGGCUCCCAGGGCACGGCCCUGCUGCAGCUGCUGGAGAUCAGGGACCGGGUCAACAGACUGUCCCCUCCGGGUCAGCAGAGACUGGACCUGUUCGCCUGUCUGCUCAGACACCGGCUCAAACUGACCGCCAGCGAGGUGGUCCGCAUACACGCCUCCCUGCAGGCCUUCAGCAACCGCCUGCCCAACUCUCUGGAUUACGAGACCACCAAGCUGUGUAGU